UAAUCGUCGAACUUUUGCAACACUUGAAAAUACGACGCCGUUUACAAAAUCUUGAAAGAGGAAAACUUAAGUCUUUGGAAGUCAAGGAGUCCGAAAGACCGGAUCCGCCGCUCGAGCCCGGGAAUUUUCAAUCGAUUCCAGAAACUUUGGGAUUCAGGAGUCUAUAAUGUCUAUAUGGUAAUUAUAAACCAUAACUGAUAUAUGUGCGCACGAAUUAUGAAACGCAGAAGGGCAAUUUCGGCGGCGGAGGAGCGGGAAGAGCGGGAGGUGGCGGCAUCUACUCAGCGACCACAACAACAACAAUAUCCUGAUCGUCCUUUUACAAGGGAUCCAGCAGUUCGUCGGAUUUCCCUGAACGACUAUAUGAUCCUCACACGCCAAUUGCUUAUCAAUCGGGCUAGCCGGCAUAAUCAGAAUAGGCGGUGUGCCAAGAUGCUGGUGAUCCAGGAAAGCGGUGAGCAGAAGAUCAUCACCAUGACGUUGCCCAGUGUAUCCUGCACGGUUCAGGAUAUAUUGCAGCAGGUGGGCGUUAACUUCAAUGAGAGUACCACCAUCGAUUGCCUGGAGAAUCCCGGUGGCAAUAUUCAUGUGGUGGUCUCUGUCGGUUUCACCAUUAACGCACCGGCUGCCGAGAUGGUUGCCCAGGCGGAGGAGAUGCUUAGGGAGAUGACCGCUGGUGCCUCUAACGGCCAGAAGACCGAAGAAACCAGUUCUACGGGUGGAAAACCAGCUGAUCCCCAGUAUUCCCAAACCAGUCAGUCGCAGGAGCAAGUUGAAGGUGUCCACAAGCGUCCAAAACUCAGCGAGAGCAACUCUACCAACGGUAAACCAGCAUCUCCAAAGGACAAGAGAUACGUCCUGCCAGCAACGCGUGUUUUCAGAUACUCGGCAAAUGCCAGUUCGUCGGGUAAACCACCAAUUUCACCCGAAGAAUUGGCAGAACAGAGGCGCCUGCGCAGGAAUCGCAAGUGGAUGCUAAGCAGGGACUUUGAGAGUGAUGAUGAGGUGGUGCUCCUCAGCAGCGAGGAUGAGGAGACCACCGAUGAGGGGCAAACGGAGAAGAAUGCCACAUCGGAAAGACUGAAACUGACGGCCCAGCCGCAGGAUAAAAAGCCGCGACAGCUGUCCGUCGACGAGGAUGUAACUUUGUUGAUCUAUCCGCCCACGGGAACCGGCGGCUUGUGCAUCAACAUGAAGGAUUAUGUGUGCCUCAGCAGUGGCACAUAUUUAAACGACAUUAUAAUAGACUUUUACCUUCUUUGGCUCAAGAAUACGGUGAUACCAGAGGCUCAGCGCGAUAGAAUACAUAUAUUCAGCACAUUUUUCCACAAGAGAUUGACGACUUUGACGCGUCCGAUGAACACAAAGCAAACGGCUGCUCAAAAGCGUCACGAAAGGGUUCAAAAAUGGACCCGUACGGUGGACAUUUUUGAUAAGGAUUUCAUAAUCGUACCCUUCAACCAUCAGGCCCAUUGGAUACUGGCAAUUAUAUGCUUUCCAAGCCUGAGGGGCUCUGUGCCAUAUGACGGUGAUGGUGUUGGCGAGGAUUUAGGUGAUGACAGGGCGGUGAAGCAACCCUUGAUCCUCGUAUUCGACUCCUUGACGGGCACAUCUCGUAGUCGUAUACUAGCCAUAUUGCGGGAUUAUCUUACCUGCGAGUACCAGGCUAGGAAGCCGAAUGCGCAGGCGCACGUCUUCAACUCGGAUAACAUGCCCGGUCAUCGUGUCGAGGUGCCGCAGCAGGAGAAUCUCACCGAUUGCGGCCUCUAUUUGCUGCAGUAUGUGGAGCAAUUCUUCACCCAGCCGAUCAGAGACUACAGGUUGCCCAUCAAGACGCUGGCCAACUGGUUUGAUCUGCUCACGGUUACCAAGAAACGCGAGGAUAUUGCCAAACUCAUCCAGCGUCUAAUGGACGAGGGUAAUCAGCAGCAGCAGCGCCAAAUUCUGCCCGUGAUUAAAUUUCCCACACUAAAUGGUCAAAUGGUGGAGGACUGAGUUUUUUUUUUUUUUUGAGCGUAAAGUUCGUAAGAGGGUAAUUUUGUUCAACAAAUCUUUGAGACAUAACCAAAACUAUUUGUAAAAUUAGUGAACACUUAAAACUCCUAGGGUAUUACCUCCUAUCAGCAUUAUACUCGAUCGAAAUUACCCGACUGCGGUUCUAGGCAACACAAUACAACUGAAAUAAAGCACAAAACGCAUGAUUAACAA
Molecule: messenger RNA, 2208 nt
Organism: Drosophila rhopaloa
Lineage: Eukaryota; Metazoa; Arthropoda; Insecta; Diptera; Drosophilidae
Product: ubiquitin-like-specific protease 1D
Exons: 2
Coding region: 202-1995 (597 amino acids)
Biological process (GO): protein desumoylation
Cellular component (GO): cytoplasm; nucleus
Molecular function (GO): SUMO-specific endopeptidase activity
Source: RefSeq, a predicted model, not a curated record